AUGAGCCGCUUUUGUCACUACGCUAUCCUUGCAAGUCUCCUGGCCGUGUCUACAUGCACCGUGGGUCUCCCUAUGCCCGCCACCGACAGAUACUACAUUCGACGGAAACCGGAGCACCUCUUUGACACUGUGGUCGUGGACGAGGCGGUAGAGCUAUGCAAACAGGAGCUCUCCAAGGACUACCUGACGGGAAGCGGCUCGGGAAAAGACAAACCCUGGAAGUGGCAGCAAACGGAGAGCGGUGACGCCUACUUUAUUCUCAAGUCGGACCUGAAAGACCUCAGCGUGGGC
Dibothriocephalus latus is the source of this 291-nucleotide messenger RNA. The record is from the annotation of a GenBank genome assembly. NCBI's taxonomy places the organism in Eukaryota, Metazoa, Platyhelminthes, Cestoda, Diphyllobothriidea, Diphyllobothriidae.